This is a messenger RNA of Cuscuta campestris, 2034 nucleotides long. Lineage: Eukaryota; Viridiplantae; Streptophyta; Magnoliopsida; Solanales; Convolvulaceae. The record is from the annotation of a GenBank genome assembly.
CUCUUAUUAGCUUUUCUUUGAAUCAAUAAUAAUGGCCAUACACUUGUAACCCAUCAAACCAAAUGGCGCCUAAACCCUUCUCCCUCUCCUCAACUGCUUCCCUUGCUCCGUUUCCUAUCCCUAUCCCUUACUGCAAACCGUAUGUAUUCAGGGUCUCAAUACGCCGACCCGAUGUCAUCACCUGCACACAGUCAUGGACCGAAUCUGACGGAGCAGGAGCUGCAGCUCCGACAAGAGGAGAUAUAUUCAUCCAGCGCCAGCAUUCCGCGGCGGCUAUGGCUGCCGCGCCAAAGAAGAAAAGGCACAAGAAAGAAAAAGUCGUCAAAUUCUCGACUUUAGCUCCGAGCUGUUAUGGGUGCGGUGCUCCAUUACAGACGUCCGAAAUGGAUGUUCCCGGAUAUGUUGACCAGGAAACCUAUGAAUUGAAGAAGAAACAUCAUCAGCUUAGGACAGUCCUUUGUGGAAGGUGCCGCUUAUUGUCUCAUGGCCACAUUAUUACUGCUGUUGGUGGACAUGGGGGUUAUUCUGCUGGGAAGCAGUUUGUUUCAGCAGAAGAGCUUCGGGAAAAGUUAUCUCAUUUGCGUCAUGAGAAAGCUCUGAUUGUCAAAUUGGUUGAUGUUGUUGAUUUCAACGGCAGCUUUUUGGCUCGUAUUAGAGAUCUUGCUGGUGCAAAUCCAAUCAUAUUAGUUGUGACUAAGGUGGAUCUUCUUCCAAAAGAGACAGAUUUUGAUUGUGUUGGUGAUUGGGUCGUUGAGGCUACAGCAAAAAAGAAGCUGAAUGUUUUGAGUGUUCAUUUAACAAGUUCAAAGUCAUUAGUUGGCAUUAGUGGAGUGCUGUCUGAAAUACAAAAGCAGAAGAAGGGAAGGGACGUUUACAUUCUGGGUUCAGCCAAUGUUGGAAAAUCUGCAUUCAUUAACGCCCUGUUAAAGAUAAUGUCAAAUAAGGACCCAGUGGCUGCUGCUGCAAUAAGAUAUAAACCUAUUCAGUCUGCUGUUCCUGGAACUACUUUGGGUCCAAUACAGAUUGAUGCUUUCUUAGGUGCUGGUAAAAUGUAUGAUACACCUGGAGUCCAUCUCCAUCAUAGACAAGCUGCAGUGGUUCAUUCAGAAGAUCUACCUGCUCUUGCUCCUCAGAGUCGGCUUCGUGCCCGAGUAUUCCCAAACUCUCAGAUGGAUGUAGACAAACAAAUGGCAGAUCAAGUGAGAUCAAGCGGGUUGACGGGAUUCACCAUUUUCUGGGGAGGUCUUGUGCGAAUUGAUGUUCAGAAGGCUCUUCGCGAGACGCGUUUGAUGUUUUAUGGACCCAAUGCCGUGCAAGUUCACAUUGUUCCUUCUGAAGAAGCCGACGAUUUUUACAAUAGAGAGCUUGGCGUGCUAUUGACACCCCCUACAGGAAAAGAAAAGGCAGAAGGCUGGACGGGACUUGAAACAAAACGUCACAUAAACUUGAAGUACACCAAUAUAGAAAGGCCUGCAUGUGAUGUAGCUGUAUCAGGUCUAGGAUGGAUUUCUGUUGAACCUGUUGACAUUACGUUGAAAUCACCAGAUCAUAGCGUAGAAGAAGGUUUUGGGGAGUUAGAUUUUGUUGUGCAUGUUCCUAAGCCAGUUGAGAUAUUUGUUCGGCCACCAAUGCCUGUAGGGAAAGCUGGCGCCAAAUGGUACGAGUAUAGGGAGUUGACUGAAGCUGAAUGUGAAGUCAGGCCAAAAUGGUUUUUCUAAUGAGGUCUUCAUUAAGAUUGCCCGGCGCCGAAGUGUGUUUCUUUGUUGUUGUUUUUGUUUUUGUUUUUUUAUUUAUCAAUUUACUCUCUGCGUGUAAUAGAAUAAGUACUUCACUAGAGAUUUUGCUCUCCUUUUGCGGGUCUUGUGUCGUUGCACGAACGGGCUCCCUAGGGCCAGCUUGGGCGCAAAACAUGGACCGGAGCACGAGAAUUGGAAUGUAAUGCUUAAAGUUUGAUUUUUACCAUUUGAUUGACUGGUUGCAAUGUGAGAAAAAAGAUCAAAGAUCAAACAACAACAAAAAAUAGUGCUUGUAUAA